Acyrthosiphon pisum (pea aphid) is the source of this 3777-nucleotide messenger RNA. RefSeq lists its product as uncharacterized. The transcript has 6 exons. The record is from RefSeq and is a predicted model, not a curated record. Gene Ontology annotation, biological process: DNA integration. Lineage: Eukaryota; Metazoa; Arthropoda; Insecta; Hemiptera; Aphididae. Gene Ontology annotation, molecular function: nucleic acid binding. Bases 1 to 3777 code for a protein of 1258 amino acids.
AUGACGAACAGUCGGAACAGUAGGAACGCCCAAGGCGGGAACGAGGGUCCAACUGUACAGAAAGUCCAAACGUAUGGUACUAUGGGGACGUUGGCUGAGUUCAGAAUCGAUGGCGACUGGAAUGUGUACCAGGAGCGGAUGGAGCAAUUUUUUUUGGCAAACGGAAUUCCUGAAGAACGUAAGGUACCUUUACUAAUAACAUGUAUGGGCGAACAAGCAUAUAAGAUGCUUAAGGACCUAUGUGAUCCGAUUAAGCCAGCUGAUAGGACAUAUGAGCAACUAUGCACAGUACUGACUAGGCAGUUUGCUAAAAAAGUAUCAGUGUAUAGAAAAAGAGAAGAAUUUUACAACAUAAGACAGAAUACUAAUGAGUUUGUAACGGAUUGGUAUGCAAAAAUGAAGAAUUUUGCAGCGCAAUGUAGUUUUGGAUCAAAUUUGAUUCCGGUACUAAAAGAUAAGUUCACUACUGGGAUGAAGGAUGGUCCGAUCAAAGAUCGUUUGUAUGAAGAAGAAACGACCAAGGAUUUAAGUGAUCUGGUUGAAAUUGCAAUGAAGAAAGAGGCUGCAAUCAAGACAACAAGUAACAUAGAAGUGCAUUCGAUUGGGAAAAGCAGGGAAGGAGCAAAGAAGAAAAAUAUUUAUGGUCCACCGAAGAAACCUUCAACAGCGAUGGGAGUUGAGGAAAAUGAAGUAAUGGAAAUGUUUCAAGUGGAGGUUAAAAGUGAAAAUAACUGCGGGUUAAGUCCUGUAAUGAUAAUGGUAAAAGUUGAAAAUACAUUAAUUGAAAUGGAAGUUGAUUCUGGUGCAGGUAUUUCAAUAUUACCCGAAGAAGUUGUGAAAGAGAAGUUACCUCAUAUACACAUUAAUCCUACUAUUUUAAAGCUAAGAACUUAUGAUGGUUCAAUUAUUAAGCUGACAGGAGGAAUUGAAGUUAAACUAAUGUAUGGCGAAAGAGAACUAUGUGGUAAAUUAUUAGUAGUUAAAAAAGGACAUAGAGCUUUGGUAGGCAGGGAUUUAAUGAACAAAUUAGGAAUAACGAUUAGGGGUAUUUCAAAGAUUGAAGUAGAAAGCACAAAUAAGAAUAAUAAGUUAGAGUUAUUAAUAAAUGAAUUUGAAGAAUUGUUUGAGGAAAAAAUUGGCAAGUAUAAAUAUGAAAAAGUGACGUUAAAAGUUAAAGAGGAAUGUACACCUAUAUUUUGUAAACCGAGACAAAUACCUUUUGCUUUUAAAAAAAAAGUUGAGGAUGAGUUGGAUAGAUUAGAAAGGGAAGAGAUAAUACAGAAAGUGGAGACUAGUGAAUGGGGUACUCUGCUUGUACCGGUUAUUAAACCAGAUGGAUCUAUUCGUUUAUGUGCAGAUUAUAAGACUACUGUUAAUAAAUAUUUGGUAGAUAUUAACCAUCCAUUACCAAGAGUAGAAGAGGUAUUUGUGGCGUUGCAAGGAGGUAAAACAUUCUCUAAAUUAGAUUUUUUGAAUGCUUAUAACCAAUUACAGUUAUGUGAAAGUACACAAAAACUAUUAGCUUGGAGUACGAGUAAAGGUAUUUAUAUAGAUAAAAGAUUACCUUUUGGUACCAAACCAGCUUGUUCAAAGUUUCAGAGUGUUAUUGAAAAAGUAUUGUUAGGAACAAAGGGUGUUAAAAACUUUUUAGAUGACAUAAUUGUAACUGGACAUAUAAUUGGAUCAGAAGGUAUUGAAAGAGAUCAAAAUAAAGUUAAAGCAAUGCUUAAUGCUGUAGAGCCUAAAAGUGUCACAGAAGUAAAAGCAUUUACAGGUCCUAUUCACAAUUUGUUAAAAAAAGAAGUGAAGUUUGUAUGGACUAGUGAAUGUAGACAGGCGUUUAAUAAGACAAAGCAAGCAAUGGCAUCAGAAUCAUUAUUGGUUCAUUACAAUUCAGAUUUAAGUGUUGUAUUGUCUUGCGAUGCGUCGGAGUAUGGUAUAGGAGCAGUGUUAAUGCAUAUUUUUGAAAAUGGAGAAAGGCGACCAGUGGAGUAUGCAUCAAGAAUCCUAACCGUGGCUAAAAAAAAAAUACUCGAGACUGACCAUAAACCUCUGUUAGCUUUGUAUGGUGAAAAUAAAGAUAUUCCUGUUAUGGCCUCUGGGAGAAUUCAAAGAUGGGCAUUAUAUUUAUCUGAGUUUGAUUAUCAAGUAUUACACGUUAAAAGUAAUGAUAAUAAAGUGGCAGAUGGACUUUCGAGAUUACCUGAUAAACAUGAUGUACAAACUCAAACAAAUGAAACGGAUUAUGUUGAUUUUAUGGAAAAUACUAUGCCUAUUUAUUAUGAGAUACUUAGAGUGAAAACUAAAAAAGAUAAGGAGUUUAAUUUAGUUAUUAAAUAUUUGAAUGAAGGUUGGUCGAUAAAAGUAAGUGAGAAACUGAAACCUUAUGCAAUUAAGAAGGAAGAAAUUUGUGUUGAUAAAGAUAUAUUAAUGUGUGGUUAUAGAAUAUUAAUUCCUAAAAUUCUGAGAAAGAAUUUAUUGAAAGAAGUACAUUCAACUCACAUGGGUAUGUCUAAAAUGAAGACAUUGUGUAGAUCAUACAUGUGGUGGCCUGGAUUAGAUAAGGAUAUAGAAAAUUGGGUACAAAGUUGUGAUGCUUGUUUACAAAGUAGAUCAGAACCAAUUUUAGCAGAACCAAAUAUUAAUUCUAAAAUUCUGAGAAAGAAUUUAUUGAAAGAAGUACAUUCAACUCACAUGGGUAUGUCUAAAAUGAAGACAUUGUGUAGAUCAUACAUGUGGUGGCCUGGAUUAGAUAAGGAUAUAGAAAAUUGGGUACAAAGUUGUGAUGCUUGUUUACAAAGUAGAUCAGAACCAAUUUUAGCAGAACCAAAAAAGUGGGAGGAAGCUAGUUAUCCAAUGGACAGAGUACAUAUAGAUUUUCUAUAUUUAAAAGGUAAAGAUUAUUUGAUAAUGACAGAUAUAUUUACAAAAUGGCAAGAAGUAGCUGAAAUGAAAGUAAGUAAUAGUGGUUCAGUUAUUGAAAAGUUAAGAGAGAUAUUUGCCAGGUUUGGGUUACCAAACAAAAUUGUGUCAGAUAAUGGACCACAAUUUAGAUCAGAGGAGUUUAUACAAUUUUGUAAAAAUAAUAUGAUUAAGUUUGUGACAUCACCUCCUUAUCAUCCAGCUACGGAUGGAUCAGCUGAAAAUGCUGUUAAGUCUUUAAAGAAUAAUAUAUUAAAGGCAGUAAAAGAUAAGACAAAUAAGAAUGUUUCAUUAAAUACAUUAAUCCAAAGAUAUUUGUUAACAUAUAGGAAUACACCACACUGGAUAACGGGCGAGUCACCAAGUUAUAGAAUGUUUGGAAGGAAAAUUAAGACUAGGUUAGAUAAAUUAUGCAUUUCUAAAGAAACAAAUAAGUAUAUAAAAAGAUUUAGAAAAGUAUAUUUUAAAGAAGGAGACAUAGUUUAUGCUAGAGAUUAUUCAAACCCAAACAAAAAAGAGUGGAAGAAGGGAACAAUCGAGGAAGUUAUAGGUGAGAGGAUAUAUAUAGUUAGAUUGGAAAAAGAAAAUUUGAUUUGGAGAAGGCACAUUGACCAACUAAUUGAAGUGGGUAAGAUUAAGGAAAAUGGUAUUGAAACUGUAGAAAAGGAAAAAAGAGAAGAACAAACUGUAUUGAAGGAAAAGAAAAUUAUUAAAGAAAAAGGAGAAACUAUGGAUAAAAAGAAUUUUGAAAUAGAAAAAAGUGAAAUAAAUGAAGGUUUAGAAGAGGAAGUAGAAGUCUCUUUAUCUAAAAGAUCUAAAAGGAAUAGGAAAAAACCAGAUAGGUUGAACUUAUAA